AUGUCAACAAAUAACGUUCCGUUAACGCUUGAAUUGGUUCUUGGUUGGGCACAUGCUGGUCACCAAUGGAAAAACGUACAGCGCUUUCUUUUCUUCCACCCAGAAGAUCUAUUUGUGAUUCCAUACGGUCGCGCGUGGCCUUUGGCACAUCAGAUCGUCUAUCAUGGUAAUAUCGAUCUUAUCAAACAAAUCUUGCCGUUAUACUCGGAUGAUUUAAUUAACAUACGUACACUAUCAAAAGAUCGAAAAUCUUUGUUGGAUGUUGCUAGAGAGCAGCAAAAGAUCUAUCCAGCAAUGUAUACUUUCAUGGAACGUUUGUUUCUUCAGGAUGAUUUAAUAAAAGCUGCAAAAUACCAUAAUUGGGAUUUAGUCAAUCGGAUUCUGGAACAAGAUCGUUCACUCGUUAAUGAAAAACCACCUUAUGCAACAAACUUUCUGUUACAUUAUUUGAUUGAAUAUGGUGAUAAGAAAGUGCUGGAGGAUUUCAUGAAACGCUUUGAAUUUCAAACGAACGUUCUGAGCGCUGAUAAUGAAACGCCACUUGACUUAGCGAAAAGAUUAGAGAGAAAGGAAUUGCUUGAUGUUUUCGAACCAAAACAACAAGAACAAUUACAACCUUCAUCAACGGCCAGUUUAACUAAUUCUUCAUUUGGAAACCGGUCGUUUUCCCUUCCCACAAAUUCAGUUUAUCCAUCAUCAUUACCCUCAGCGUUUACUUCAUAUAGUUGUCCCUAUCCAACUACAGAUCCGUUUCCGUGUCCCUCUUUCGACAGCUUCAAAGUUUCUCUCAACAACAAUGGAAACUUCGUUCUUUCGCCUCAAAACCCCUUUUCUUCAAUUCACAUUGAACUAACUUCUCCGGAUCAACAAACAACUCAAAUGCCAGUCAUCGAUACAUCUACGAAUCCAGAUACUCAAAAUAUCAACACAACAGCAACUGACCAACUCGAUGCCCAUGCGGAAUCUGCUCCUGAAACGCCCGUUACACCAGCAACAAAAACGCAAUUAAUAAAGAGUCUGACAUGUCCGUUAACACGUCAAAUCUUUGUUGAUCCUGUCAUUGCAGACGAUGGUCAAACAUAUGAACGCAACGCUAUUACAAAUUGGUUGAAAUCAAAUCAAACUUCACCAACAACAGGGACUUUGAUGACAACAUCGUUUAUAGAAAAUGGGUGCAUCAAACAAAUCAUACAGUCGUUGAAAAAACUUAAAAAUUGA
Molecule: messenger RNA, 1218 nt
Organism: Adineta ricciae
Lineage: Eukaryota; Metazoa; Rotifera; Eurotatoria; Adinetida; Adinetidae
Source: the annotation of a GenBank genome assembly